AUGCCUUUCGAUGUUAGUGAACCUCAAGUUGAAGGACACGACGGCUUUGCCAGAUUCUACUGGAAACAUGACGAACAAUUGCAUCCUUUGAGAAGGAAAAAAGGUAGUGCAGAGGAUGGUCAUGCUCCCAUGGAAAGAACAAGAUAUGCAUAUGAGAAGUACCGUGAAGUUAGAAGUCAAAUUACAUCUGGUCGAACCUUUACAGUAAACUUUGACGAAGGAAAGAACAAAGAAGGCUUCAUGGGUGUACUUGCUGCCAUACAAGACGGAAAUAAGAAAGGACACAAUCUCAGAUUGACCAUAACAGAUUUGGAUGGUCACAUUUACUAUGCAAAUGGCAAUGAACAAACAGCUGCAAAACUUCUUGACGCUUUCAAGACUACAAAGAGAGAACAAAUGGUUGACUCCGACUCAGACAUUUUGAAUGCAAUUGAAGGAAUUGCAAGUGUCAAGUUCGAAUGGUACCAACCUAACCCUCAAGCAGUCAGACAACAUGCUGGAUACUUCCCGUUCAUAAAUAAGUCUGACAUUGACUUGACAAGGUAUGGAAUUUACAAUUCAAUUGAAACAAUUGUCAACGAACCUUGCAUUCUUACAUGUCUCAGGAACUCUGGUCUUGUUACAGAUGAGAAGAUGAAGUAUCUUGAGUCAUGUGUGAAGACAAGGUACAUUCUCAGAGGUCAAUUGGCAAAAAUUGCACCGUUGGCAAAUGUCAAUAUCCGAGUCAACAUACCUACAGCUAAAGGUUCUUCACAUGACGACUAUGUUGUUGAGUUCAAUUUACCAUGGUUGAAGAUUGUAAUUGUCCACAACCACUUCAUGUUGAACGAAAGUCUUACAAACCCAUUGUUCGGAAAAGGCAAGUGCAACAUUGUCAGAGCU
Trichomonas vaginalis G3 is the source of this 882-nucleotide messenger RNA. RefSeq lists its product as uncharacterized. NCBI's taxonomy places the organism in Eukaryota, Parabasalia, Trichomonadida, Trichomonadidae. The annotation marks the transcript as partial. The record is from RefSeq and is a predicted model, not a curated record. The transcript has a single exon.